This is a messenger RNA of Pimephales promelas (fathead minnow), 1253 nucleotides long. The record is from RefSeq and is a predicted model, not a curated record. NCBI's taxonomy places the organism in Eukaryota, Metazoa, Chordata, Actinopteri, Cypriniformes, Leuciscidae.
GGAAGUGGUCUAGUCGGGCGCAUGCGCAGUGUGGAAGGCAGCGCUAGCGGUGCAGAGCAUCACAAGCGCGAGGAGUUUCUGCAGCUUUAUUUAUUCAAGACUGUUAAUUUGUGUGUUUAUGAGUCUACAUAAUGGCCGGAAUUAAAGCUCUCAUCAGCCUGUCGUUCGGAGGAGCGAUCGGCCUCAUGUUCCUCAUGCUGGGCUGCGCUCUGCCCGUCUACAAUGAGUACUGGCCUCUGUUCCUGCUCUUCUUCUACAUCCUCUGCCCGAUCCCGUACUGCAUCUCCCGGCGUGUGGUGGACGACUCCGACUCGGCUAGUAAUGCCUGUAAAGAGCUGGCCAUCUUCCUGACCACGGGGAUCGUCGUGUCGGCCUUCGGGCUGCCCGUCAUCUUCGCCCGUGCCGCUGUGAUCAAGUGGGGCGCGUGUGCGCUCGUCCUGACGGGGAACAUCGUGAUCUUCGCCACCAUCCUGGGCUUCUUCCUGGUGUUCGGCUCCAACGACGACUUCAGCUGGCAGCAGUGGUGAAGCUCAUCUCGCCUCGUUAUCUGUUACUGACAUCACUCUCGUAUUUAUAACGCCGCCCACUCAUAGAUGCAGGAAAUCAGUGCAAUAAUUUUGUUCAUUUUAGAUCCUUCUGACAUUCUGGAUUGUUGAGUUUCGUGCACGACUGAAUUCAGGUGGUCGAACGAACACUGGUGACGUCAGAUUGUUUCGUCCGAGCGGAAACUUUCAGCUUUACGACUCUGGUGUGUUUUCUGUUCCCAGCUUUCUUUUUAUUCACGACUUAUUUAUUUGUUCCUGUGUCGCAUUAAACGUGAGAUUGUAGAUGAAGCUCGUCAUGUUCACGUCGAUUCGAAUGAUUCUGUUAGUGUUUGUUUUUUGCGCUUGGCAUCGUGAGAUUUCCCAGACAUGUUUCUUUGGAAAAAGCAACAAGAAAGGAAGUGUUUAUCUGCAAACUAUGAAACUCAGAUCAUGUUUGAUUUAAAAGCAUGUAGACUAGCUCAGAUUCAUCAUUUAAGGUAAAAAAGAAAGACUUUCUGAGCAAGUGUUUAAAGUCAACAUGGACUCAAAUGACACAUUUCUGCUCUUUUUGGCAAUGGUUCAUCUGUGCAUGUUAUUAAAUAAAAAAAAGUUGGCCUUCGUAAUCUUUAAUCAAAAUGUAAUACUUUUUAAGGCAAGACACCCCAAGUGAAUGGGGGGGAAAUGAAUAGAUAUCACCAUACUUCCAAAACUUGAUUACAUUAACAAUUA